AUGAAGAGCCGAUCAGGAGAACGCAGGGCGAGUCCCACGAGAUCAACUAUCCGGAAUCUUGCCCCACUGUCAGGGGAGAUUAAGCCGACAAGAGAGGAAGAUUGGGUACCAUUGAAGUGGACUUCCCUACCCUCCUCACCAGAGGCGCGAGUGACUUCAUACCAGCAUCUGACUAUAACGGAUGACCAAAGUGAAGGUAGCGACAUUAAGAGGCGCAAGCUUAUGGCAGUUGCCUCUGGAGAAAACGGCCCAGUCACCUCCUCAGAUAAUUCAGAAGGCGAUCAACUGCCAAACUCCUACUACCUCCACUCCUACCCAGAAAUUCCUGGGGAAGAGCUGCGACGGAAACCUGGUACUCGGCCACUGAAGUCCCGCCCUUGGCUCAUGGACUCUAUUAGCCAGUCAAAGGAUGGGGAGGGUGUACGUUUAAAAGUCUCUUUAGACGAGUCUUUGUCUCGUCCCAUCGAUAUGCAAACCGAGGCUUCGAAAGGUCCUGCAGCGGCGAAUCUCAGGUGGCCAGAUCUGGCGAAAGAAUCUCCAUCUAGCCCCCCUCCCAAAGAGUCACACAGCUCUGCUGCUUCAGAGGCACCUAACGAGAGUCAACUGGCUGGGAGUAAAAGGGAAGCAAUUCAAAUCCUUUCCAAGAACCAGAAACUACUAGACCGCAUUGUUGAAUUAGAAUCGCAGCUUGAAAGUCUUGCCAAUGGCGAGCAGGGACAUCCAGCACGAUUCAAAGUCCUUUACUGUCUUUAUGAGGAAGUUCAAAAUCCCGCAGAUGAUUAUGACAAGAGUCCUUCACAUCUGGACAGAACUCUUUUCGAGGACGAGCCAGAAAUGACACCCAACGGGGAAAAUACUGCGCGCUUAAGAUGUCGGAAUCGAAUCAAUAACCUCGAGCUGUAUCUUCUGAAAAACCCAGGAAUUGCAUUUGUCGUCCUUCGCACAUACCCAGAGAUCCUGCGUCUGGAGGCUCCCAUCGGGCCCCGUUACUCCAAAUCGAUGGAUCACCUUCAUCUUCCUCCACCUUCAACCGAAUUCAUUCUGCCAGUCGAGGUGGCCUUGAGGCAGGGUUUGGAAGCAAUUCUCAGGCGUAAGCCAGAAUUCAAAGAUAUACUCGCCGAGUAUACGAUGAACUGCCGGGUUCUUGCACCAUAUCUUUUCGUGUAUCACAGCCGUGAGGACAUGGAGGAGAUCCAGUCUAUUCUCACCACCGAAGCCUUUGAACAAAUCAGGCUUUUCUUGGUUUAUGUGGAACGCGCGCUGGGAAAAGACUUUGAGAUGGCGGACAGUCUGCUGGAGAAAGGCACAAUAACGCCGCAAUAUCUUCAGUAUCUUUUCAAGCCUGGCGAUGUAUUAGUCCAGAAGUCAGCGGAAUUCUUCACUGGUUUCGUUGCGCAGUCCUGGCUCACCCUAAGACCAGAGCAUUACUGCAAGCCCACUGUCCCCAGACAGGACAAUUUUGGUUCUUCGAUGAGUCCUCUGACGAGCUCUAUGUCCUCCGCAAUCCACCAUUUGGGGAUGGAUCCUGAGAACACAACGAAGGAGAGGCCAUCCAGCCUGGAAGACUGGAUUGAUUCUCAGUCACGGCAAUCCCGUGAAAACUUGAUUUGUGAAUUCAGUGGAAAGACCUUGCAGUUCAAUGGGUCCUUUGCGUGGAAGAGAGAGCAAUUGAAAAUUGAAUUUCCUGCGAACUCUUGGGACAAAAUCAUUCCCAUUGCCGACUUGAACAUUUUCCCACUCCGACAUGCUCCCGAAUCCAUUUUCAAGCUGCUCCAAAAGCGAGGUUCAACGUUUUGGAAGUGCCGCAAAAAAAGUCUCAUCACUUAUCAACCUGGGAAUGAUGAUAAAUCUCACAAACCGACGGCCGAUCGUUACAUGAUUGAUAUGGACACAUUUCGCACUCUGCAUCCUCAGAACCAAGCCUCGCGCGAUGUGUCUACCCAGAAACUUAGCCUGGACGUAAUCAGAGACGACGCACGCUUUCAGUAUCUCUUCCCAUCGCAAAUCAAAGGAUUUAAUCUUCGUCGAAAAGUCUGGAGUGACCUUGCUGUAGACUGCAUCUCCGACGUGGAAUGGAACCGUGAGGCCUUUCAUUCCCUGGUCAUCGACCCCAAGGCCAAGAAUCUCAUCGAGGCUCUCGUGGUCAGUCAGCUGGAAGAGGAAAAGUCCACUGAUUUGAUCAGUGGGAAAGGAAGUGGUUUGAUUCUUCUCUUCCACGGCGGCCCAGGCACUGGGAAAACUCUUACCGCAGAAGGAGUCGCUGAGAUUGCACAGAAACCCCUUUAUCGGGUGACCUGUGGAGAUGUGGGCACCAAACCGGAGGAAGUUGAAAAAUACCUUGACUCGGUGCUGCAUCUCGGACGUAUUUGGGACUGCGUGGUCCUACUCGAUGAAGCGGAUGUGUUCCUGGAGCAACGAAGCCUCGAGGAUCUUCAGCGCAACGCCCUGGUCUCUGUCUUCUUGCGUGUGCUGGAGUACUACGAGGGAAUUCUCAUCUUGACCAGCAACCGUGUGGGGACAUUCGAUGAAGCCUUUAUUUCCCGCAUUCAGCUGGCCAUUCAUUACCCUGAGCUGGGUGCCAAUCAAAGACAUCAGAUUUGGCAGAUCUUCAUUGACCGGCUUGAGAAUCUCAAGGAAGAUAUCGAUUUUGAAAACCUGCGCCAGAACCUCAAUGCUCUCAAGCAGAUCAAGCUGAAUGGACGCCAAAUCAGAAACAUCAUCACCACUACUCGACAGUACGCCAAGUGGAAGAAAACCACUCUUACUUACGAACACUUGAGAGAUGUGAUUGAGAUUUCGGCACGCUUCGGUACCUAUCUGCACGAUCUUCGGGGUUUUUCAGAAAGUGAACUCGCAAAAGAUGGUGGAAUACGAUGA
Messenger RNA from Penicillium oxalicum, 2877 nucleotides. RefSeq names its product ATP-binding protein. Lineage: Eukaryota; Fungi; Ascomycota; Eurotiomycetes; Eurotiales; Aspergillaceae. The transcript has 2 exons. The coding region runs from base 1 to 2877 and encodes 958 amino acids. Gene Ontology annotation, molecular function: ATP hydrolysis activity; ATP binding. The record is from RefSeq and is a predicted model, not a curated record.